CGGAAUGUACUCGCUACCUGCACUCCGAACCUAGAGACCACUACGGGUGGGGUCAUGUUCGACGACGCCAAGGGUAUAUGGUACAGUGUCAUUACGGAUCCGCCCUCCAGCGACGUUCCAAGUAGCACGGCCAAGAAGCGGACCCUCGAGUCCGAUCAACCGUCUUUCAUCGGCUCUCUCGUAAGUCGUGCCGACACGGGAUACUUCUGCUACAGUAACGGUGCUUCCGAAUUGGUAGCCGACGUUACGGUGAAUGGCAUCGACUUCUUCUGUAAUGGCGCAGCCGUUGGUUCUCACGCUCUUAGAAGCGUCUGGUAAGCGCCAGAAAACAAUAUGUUGCCCGUGGACGAGCUGACAUAU
This is a messenger RNA of Baudoinia panamericana UAMH 10762, 360 nucleotides long. RefSeq lists its product as uncharacterized. The transcript has a single exon. Bases 55 to 318 code for a protein of 87 amino acids. NCBI's taxonomy places the organism in Eukaryota, Fungi, Ascomycota, Dothideomycetes, Mycosphaerellales, Teratosphaeriaceae. The record is from RefSeq and is a predicted model, not a curated record.